CUCACCGCCCUCAGCGUUGCACAAAGCACGCUCUCCGCCCCCAAAAUAUCCUCCCUCACUAUCGCUCCUUAAUCCUAAUACACUACCACCUACAACACCGUAGAUAAGAUGGCCCAGCAGAAUGCAAAGCCGCACGACCGUAUGCUCGUGCUCGGCACCGUGUGUUUCUACCUCGUCGCUGCCCUAGCGAUGGUCAUGGCCAACAAAUGGGUGCUCAAGGAGACGUCUGCACCACUAUUCUUCCUCUUCACACAGCUCGUCAUUGCCGUGUGGCUCUUCCUCGCGGCCCACGCAGCACGCUUCCUCGUCCUCCCACUCCGCAUCGAUGCGGCACUCAUGAAGGGUCUCUUCCCCAUGGUCGGACUCAACGUCGUCGGUCUCAGCUUCAGCAACUUCACCCUGAAAUACGUCGACGCCUCCUUCUACCAGGUCGCGCGCGGGCUUGUCCUCCCGUUCACCGUGCUCACCUCCUUCACGCUCCUCGCCGCCCGCCCAUCCCUGCGCAUCCUGGUCUCGUGCGGCAUCAUCACCCUCGGCUUCUUCGUUGGCGUCUUCCUCGACUCCGUCCCCGUCUCCAUGAUCGGCAUCUUCUUCGGUGUCACGAGCUCCGCCAUCACCGCCGUGCACUCGGUCGUCAUCAAGAAGUCGCUCGAUGUCGUCGGCGGCAGCGCGCUCAACCUCAGCUGGUACACCAACCUCCUCAGCGCCGUCCUCAUGAUCCCCGUCAUCUUCCUGGCCGGUGAGGUCCCCGCGGUCCUCGAGCUGUUCGAGGGCGCGACGCCGGCUGUGGGCUAUGCUACGAGCUAUGCGGAGUCCGGUGAGAUGAGCGUGCUGCAGAAGUUCGUGUGGGGGUCGAUCAUCACCGGAACCCUCGGCUUCUUGAUGAGCAUCGCCUCCCUGCUCUCCAUCAAGAUCACCUCGCCCAUCACACACAUGGUCUCCUCCGCCGUGCGCGGCGUCGCCGCCUCCCUCCUUGGCAUGUGGCUCUUCGCCGAAGUCAUCUCCUUUGGACGUGCCGGCUCGAUCGCGGUCAUCCUCGGCGGCUCGAUAUACUACACCUGGGUCAAGCACCUCGAGUCGCAGAGCGCGCCCAAGCCCGACGCGAGCAAGUACGAGCGCGUCCCGCUCGAGGACGUCGAGUCUGGCAAGGGCAAGCCCGAAUAGGCGGCUUGUUUACGCCUUUGCCGCUCGUUGGUGAUAUCGAGAGCGGCUCCAUGCUGCUUGGGGAGGGUGGGCGGUGUUAGAUUUCGAUGGAUAGGAUGCUGGAGGGGUGGUGGGCGAUGAUACGUGUACUCAUUGGAUGAGUAUGGUUGGAUAGUUGCAGGUUGCAUACAUACACUGAUACCGGUACCUGCUUGACUCACGAGAAUAUAGACUUUGCACUCUUGCUGUGCACGCC
This is a messenger RNA of Coniophora puteana RWD-64-598 SS2, 1399 nucleotides long. RefSeq lists its product as uncharacterized. Gene Ontology annotation, biological process: protein O-linked glycosylation via fucose; GDP-fucose import into Golgi lumen. Gene Ontology annotation, cellular component: Golgi apparatus. The transcript is spliced from 7 exons. Gene Ontology annotation, molecular function: antiporter activity. NCBI's taxonomy places the organism in Eukaryota, Fungi, Basidiomycota, Agaricomycetes, Boletales, Coniophoraceae. The record is from RefSeq and is a predicted model, not a curated record. The coding region runs from base 109 to 1164 and encodes 351 amino acids.